Molecule: messenger RNA, 1509 nt
Organism: Hyaloscypha bicolor E
Lineage: Eukaryota; Fungi; Ascomycota; Leotiomycetes; Helotiales; Hyaloscyphaceae
Exons: 2
Coding region: 168-1256 (362 amino acids)
Source: RefSeq, a predicted model, not a curated record
UUCCGGCGUGGUUUGGGGGGUAGAUCAGCCAUGGGGGUAAAAUCGACGACCGAAUGCUACUUUACACCUUCACUUGUCAACAGUGAAUUGUGCAGCAGAUCACAUAUCAGUAGGAAUUGUCCGCUGAUGGCCUGAAGUGUGUUUGAACCCCACCAGAUCACCAAUCAAUGCAAGCAUCCGCUCCUGGCCGUGGGCCAAACCCACACUACCCAACCAAAUAUGCGCCCGUCGAGCUUCCAAGCCAAUACCAAGGCGCAGGAAACCCCAACGGACCUACAAAUACUGGCUUCCGGCACGAACUCGCAGAACAAACAACCCCUCAAAUCGCCCAGCAAAUAUCGCAAUAUACCCCACUCUCCUUCCCUCCCUUCUCCAUCCCGACAGACACCGACUCCCUCUCCUCGGGUUUCCCAUAUACACAACGCCUCUCCCAACUCCGAAUAACACGCGAUCAAUGGCACCAAUUCAGUCUCGAAGCCGUUAACGCAGCGAAGCUCACUUUCCGUGAAGAUGCAGCGGCGUGGGCGACUGGCGUUGGCACAGGCGCAGCAUCUUCUGCCUUCCUGCUCGUUUUCGGCCCCGCAGUUGGAUACUACACCGGGAAAGCAGUACAUAAGAAAACAGUUAUUAAGAAAGUGAAAGAGAAGUUGACACAAGAUGGAGAGUUAAGGAAUGUGUUGAGGAGCUGGAAUGAGGGCAGUUUUCUGGAGAGGGGAGUACAGGUUUGGUUAGAGGCGCCGAGUGAAGAGGCGGCGGUUGAUGUGCAGCCGGGUAUGAGUAGGAAGGAUGUGGAGAAGGAGGCGAAGAGGUUGGCAAGGAGGUUUAGGAUCGUGGUACAGCCGUAUGAUCCGAGGAGCGCGCCGUUGGGACAGGGGAGUUGGGGGAGUGGGCAGAGUCCUGUUUCGCUGGGGAGUGGACAUCAAGGGGAGGGCUGGGGCGCGGAACAAGUGCCUGUGAAACCGUAUCCAGCGCCUGUGCAGCAUAACCACGCAGGUUGGGGUAAUCAACAAGCGGUUGGACAUGGUGGAAAUCCCAUGGUGCAGGAGUUGCCAGGUCCGCCUACGAAACCGUAUAUGACGCCUCCGCAACAAACUUGGGGAAAUCAACAACCGACCCAGCUCGGUGGGCAGCAGGUGGAGAUGGUACAGGAGCUGCCAGGUCUGGCUGCGCCCUUCAUUGCUGAGCUGGACGGUGGGAAUGGCAACUUUCAACGGCCUCCUGAGAUUCCACCUAAUGAUCCUCCGAAGGUAUCAUGACGCGGAGAAUAAUAACGGUUGUUACUUCUUGGCUGCAGGGGGAGAUAAAUGUACCUAUUCGUGCAGCAUAUUGGUACAGUCAACCAUACUUUCAGGGGAAUGCCUUCGCUUGUCCCAAGCGAACGUCCAGACGAACGAGGUUUGAAUUAUACACCAGGGUUUUCCAGGGGUGAAAGGCUACCUAUGAGCUACAUAUUCAGCUAAGCUUAGUCGCUAGUGCUUCUCGUUGCAGAGUACACUUUUCCCAAUUCCU